AUGUCGCGACUUCCUGCUAUCCUUGCAUUUGCGGAGGCCGGCCCAAAUGAAGCAGAAUCAGAUAGUAUAUACAAAUACCUUUCAGACACAGACUUUGAAGAGAGCGAAGUCAAAAGCUGGGGCACAAUUGGUUCUCUUCUUGAAGCAUUAAAAGAAGCAGAAAAUAACCCAGAGCCACCAAAGUUAGGACAAGAGUUUAUUGACUUUGUUUCCAAGCUUCCACCGGGAACAACACCAAGACCAAUUGUCAAAAAGCAAAUUCAGCGCUAUAUCCCUGUUUAA
Messenger RNA from Trichomonas vaginalis G3, 282 nucleotides. RefSeq lists its product as uncharacterized. The transcript has a single exon. The coding region runs from base 1 to 282 and encodes 93 amino acids. NCBI's taxonomy places the organism in Eukaryota, Parabasalia, Trichomonadida, Trichomonadidae. The record is from RefSeq and is a predicted model, not a curated record.